This is a messenger RNA of Serpula lacrymans var. lacrymans S7.9, 1107 nucleotides long. RefSeq lists its product as uncharacterized. Lineage: Eukaryota; Fungi; Basidiomycota; Agaricomycetes; Boletales; Serpulaceae. The transcript is spliced from 5 exons. The record is from RefSeq and is a predicted model, not a curated record. Bases 134 to 496 code for a protein of 120 amino acids.
UUGGAGCCUGAGCCAGUCCAUGCAGAGUUCAGAUUGGUAGGCGCUUCGAUUCAGCCACGAUGCAGUAUAAAAAUUAAGUCGGUGGAAUAAUGCCAGUAUCUCUCGCUCUCGCUCGUCUCUUAUCGAAAAAGGAAUGUCUUACACUUCCCCGCUCGUAAAUCCACAGCCGUUCAUCACCAAGAUCAAAGGCCUUUCUGACGAAGGGAUCACCAUUGACAAAGGCGUUGAUCGUGGCAAACGAGAUGCUGCAGAAUUCGCCAGCAAAUAUAGCGCCAAUUUCCAAUUUGUUUCCGAGCUUCAAACCAGCACAGAGCAAUUUAGCACUCGCUGGGUCAGUACUUUGCAGCAAACCCGAGAUGCUGCUUCUUCUAUUUCAGCUUGGUACCAAAGAUUUAUCGAAGUCUUCCUCUCAUUGAUAGACAUGAUCGGGAGUGAGGGUGAUGUAAAGGAAGUUAUCGCAGAGUUGAAACGCAUCCCUCAACGAAAUACCAGCUAGAUACCACUCCGGGUGUGAAAAACGCCUUUAACGAAAUCGAGGCGCUCGCGUGUGUAGAAAGCAAACAUGUCAUCGACGUCCUCCAAACUGCCAAGGCUAGUGACUUUAGUAAGACCAUUGAGGUGAAAUACAUACGUUAUCUUCAGUUUCAUGACAAGUUAACUGAUUGAAAUGUUUCAGGGCCUCAAGAAAGAGGUCGCUCUGGUGAAACUUGGGGCUGCGCACAUCCGACAGGCCUUGAAUAGUUACGCAACGAAGCUCGAGUAGUUUGAUCCCGUCGUCUACAAAGGAACAAAAGAAUUUGGAACCAUGUAUCAAUCAUGUAUCUUGUUAACACAUUUCACAUACUUUCAGAUGAGUUCAUGAUGAGAAUUUUUGAUGCAGCAAAUAAACAAAAACCCAAAACAGGAGAACGACGGCGGGAAAGAAAGGCAGGUGGUUGCCUCCAAGUUAUUGGCAUCUGUUGAAAACAACAGUGAGGUCGAACAGACCCCGAUUAUAUUGUACAUCAGUGACGAGCCUUGAUAAGAUGCAAGAAAAUAUCUGAAAGGAAGGUGCUGUUUAAGAUAGGGAAGCUUGAAACUGUGGUAUUGUUAGACACAUGAGAAAGU